Molecule: messenger RNA, 762 nt
Organism: Dissoconium aciculare CBS 342.82
Lineage: Eukaryota; Fungi; Ascomycota; Dothideomycetes; Mycosphaerellales; Dissoconiaceae
Exons: 1
Source: RefSeq, a predicted model, not a curated record
AUGCAAGGCUUGAAACAAUUCCUCACCUCGGCGGCGCUCUUCGCCGUUGCCUCUCAAGCACACACUUGGAUUGAGCAGCUCCAAGUCAUCGGCUCAAAUGGCUCAUACACUGGCGACUAUGGCUAUCCUCGUGGGUACGUCGCUCGAACCGAUCAAGGCUUCACCGGCGACAGUGACAACUAUCUCCUGCCACCCUUGUCCUCGGGUCGAAUCAGGAUCGAUCAAACGGACAUGCUGUGUCAUCCGUCUCAAAGGACACCCAAUUACAGUGCCAAAUACCCCAAGUUGGCGGUUGCACCGGGAGAUUGGGUCGCGAUGAAAUAUCUCGAGAAUGGUCAUGUCACUCAACCGUGGGUGCAAGCCGGUAAACCAAGCGGUGGUGGGACGGUCUAUGUCUAUGGUACCACUGCUCCAGAUUCGUCGGCAAAGAUCCUGGACGUCCUCCAGUGGACAGCCGAUGGCAAGGGCGGUAAUGGCAAAGGGUUCUUGAUCGGUGCCCAGGACUUCGAUGACGGCCGCUGCCACCAGAUCAGCAACUCCGCCGUUUCCCUCUUCCGACAGCAAGCGAAUGCCAACCACGUGCAAAACCAGCCAACCUCCCAAGUCGAACAGUGGUGCGAGACCGAUAUCCAAAUACCAAAGCAGGUCGAUGGCUCCAGUCUCACCGUCUACUGGGUCUGGUCCUGGCAGACCGCGGUCGGAUCUCUCGGUGCGCCAUACGGCAAGGACGAAUACUACACCACUUGCAUGGACUUUGACAUC